CCUCUUUUCACCAACAAUUUCCUGGACUGGAUUUAACAUAAUAAACAAGCUCUGUUUAUUACAAGCGGUGCUGGAACCUUGAGUUCUGUAUACAAGCCUGAUACUGAUAAGAACUCGGCACUGCGGGAUAGCAGGAGCGGCUAAUUCACUUCGAGAUUCUGUACUUGAGUUGAUUGGACUGAUCUGAUUAAACUGAACCAUGGGAGAGAGAAAAGGAGUGAACAAGUACUACCCUCCAGAUUUUGAUCCAGUCAAGCAUCGCUCCAUCAAUGGAUACAGGAACAGUCACCCACUGCGGGAGAGAGCUCGAAAACUCUCACAGGGUAUUCUCAUUAUCAGGUUUGAGAUGCCCUACAAUAUCUGGUGUGAUGGCUGUAAGAAUCACAUAGGCAUGGGCGUUCGAUACAAUGCAGAGAAAAAGAAAGUAGGAAAUUACUACACCACACCUAUAUACAGGUUCAGGAUGAAGUGCCACCUAUGUGUAAAUUACAUUGAGAUGCAGACUGACCCUGCUACCUGUGACUACAUCAUUGUGAGUGGUGCCCAACGUAAAGAAGAGAGAUGGAACAUGGCCGAAAAUGAACAGAUACUCACCACAGAGCGCACUGAGAAGGAGAAGUUGGAGACGGAUGCGAUGUAUAAACUGGAUCAUGGUGGGAAGGAUAAGGAGAAACUCAGAGCAGCUAUUCCCACUCUGUCUGAACUGCAGGAACAGCAGGCAGGCUGGAAGGAUGACUUUCAGCUCAACAGCACUCUCCGAAAAAAGUUUAGGGAUGAAAAGAAAGUGAUGAUUGAAGAAGAAGAAAAGGAUAACGCUGUGAGAAAGAGGAUGAAUCUGUCCAUCCCUCUGUUACCAGAGAAAGAAGAAGAUAAAAAACUGGCUUCACUUCUCACCUUUCAGAGCCCAGAGUCGUACGAUGGCCAACAGGUGAUCAAAAGGCAGCAGAUCUCGUCUCGAUCCUGGUUCUCCUCUCCCUGUUCCUCUUCUACUCCGUCAGGGGGUGCUGUGGGAUCUCUCCUGCAGAAACUGGGACUGAAGGGCAGAGAUGCUGCUGCUGCCAAAGCACUCAACACAACACCAACCAGCACCAACUCUCUGGUACGCAGGAGGUCUGACGGCGGGCCCAGGGUACCCGACUGUGCUAGUUUGACUCUAUGUUCCAUGCCAAAAAACACCCCACAGCACAGUGAUUCAGAACCAUCCACCAAUCAUAAAUAUAACACGGCCACACUGAGCACAGAGCACAUGGAAACAGAGCGGGGUGCAGAGAUGCACUGUGGGAUGGGGGAUGCUGGAACUGACUCCUGCACUGCAAAGUCACUGGUAGCAGAUUACAGCGAUUCUGGUUCUGAUUCAGGACAGUGAGAAAUUCUAGAAACUUUAGAAAAAUGAAAAACUCGGAUGAAAAUUGUUUACAGGUCUUAUAUUCUAAAAAUGAUACUGUCCUACACAGGACAUGAGUCUGUUUGGGCAUGUGUGGCUUGUGGGUACAGUUUGGGUGCACCCUGGUACCCGAGUUUAGUACAAGAACCAGACGGAGCAAUAGUGGCUACAUCUGAACACUGAACACUGCACGACCCAAACGGCUCUAUCAGUUCUGCAAAUGUUAGUAGACCACAGCUACAGUAGCAAAGAUGUUUAACAACCUAUCUGAAAAAAAGGACUGAACAUUUUGUUUUUUCCAUUUCUGUACCAAUGUAGUUAUGUCCAAUUACUUUUUGUGAUUCAUCCGCCGUUUGCACCACCCCCACGCUUAAUGUAAAAUUAUGUGCGGGUGUUGUGCAGACAGUGGAUGGACUUUAAGGUUAAAAAAGUAGAAAAUUGAAGAUGAAUAGAUAAAAGGGGAAAAUACUGUAAAAUGUCUAUCUCACUCCACAUAUAUUGUGUUUCAGAAAAACCUGUGUCGCUUCUGCAUGUGAUACUACAGGCGUAAGUUAGGAUCACUGUUUCACUGUAAAUCUGGAGACUCUGAGAUCAUAGAAUGUGAAUCUGCUGGGACAUGUGAUGUGUUUACAGAACACUGAUCGACCUUUGUACCAUCAGCACACAGUAAAUACAACCUCCAUUAAACACACACAGAAAUUCAGUGGGGGAAAAAGGUGAACCCUUUACAAUAAGCUAAAUUUAAUAAUAAUCUCUUGCUGUGGCUCAGGUGUGCUUAAACCUGCCUCAUAGGUAAAUCCUUGAGGAAUACAGUAGCAUACUUUUAUCAAAGACAUUUCAGUACUGUACACUAUUUACUAUCCCAUUAGACCUGACAUGACUGCCAUUCCAUCCUGCUAAAUAGCAUGGUAAUGCUACCAGCAUCAUAUUUUACACUGAGUACUAAUAUUUGGCUAAUGCUGUAAUGUUUAUUAUUCUAUCAGAGCACACAACUCUCUGAUUGUUUUUUGUUAUGCUUUGCUAAUUUUUUCUAUGUAUAUCAACAUCUUGGAUAUGGAUAGACAAUAAACAUCUCAUUUUGUUAGACACUGACUUUUCUAAUUCAGUCAGAGGUAGCCAGUUGUAAACAGUUCUCUUUUUUCUUCUUGGUUUUACCUGACUGAGUGGCUGUAGCUUUACAGAUGAUUCACUUUUUUGUGGACCGAAUAAAGCUGUGGUUCUUCAAAUCUGUAUAAUACUCCAUCAGCUGUAGUGAUGGACCUCACAAGCAGAUAAGCUUUUUUAUUCUUAAGAAAGAAUUAAAAUUGCAUCUAAUCCGUAGUGUUCUUACACAGCUGUUAGAUGUGGUAAUGUGUUGCAAAACAUUAAAGCUCAUAAUAAGGGGUUGGUCUUAUUUUUCAAUGCCAGUUGAUUCCAUUUAACAUGUUUGUAAAUUGUUAGACUGGUGCAUUAAAAUAUGUUAAUUUGAGGGUGGAA
Messenger RNA from Trichomycterus rosablanca, 2860 nucleotides. It is a transcript of the gene yju2b, whose product is annotated as YJU2 splicing factor homolog B. The record is from RefSeq and is a predicted model, not a curated record. Gene Ontology annotation, cellular component: U2-type spliceosomal complex; post-mRNA release spliceosomal complex. NCBI's taxonomy places the organism in Eukaryota, Metazoa, Chordata, Actinopteri, Siluriformes, Trichomycteridae. The transcript is spliced from 11 exons. Gene Ontology annotation, biological process: mRNA splicing, via spliceosome. The coding region runs from base 200 to 1366 and encodes 388 amino acids.